Molecule: messenger RNA, 4346 nt
Organism: Dicentrarchus labrax (European seabass)
Lineage: Eukaryota; Metazoa; Chordata; Actinopteri; Moronidae
Gene: tfap4
Product: transcription factor AP-4 (activating enhancer binding protein 4)
Exons: 7
Coding region: 318-1319 (333 amino acids)
Biological process (GO): regulation of transcription by RNA polymerase II
Cellular component (GO): nucleus
Molecular function (GO): protein dimerization activity; DNA-binding transcription factor activity, RNA polymerase II-specific; RNA polymerase II cis-regulatory region sequence-specific DNA binding
Source: RefSeq, a predicted model, not a curated record
UCAUGCAGAGAGAAAGCAAAGGGGAGGGAGAGAGAGAGAGGGAGAGAGGGAGAGAGAGAGAGAGAGGUAGAGCGCCACACACAACGAGGGAACCCCAUCAGCUGGAAGUCGAGUAACAUUACAACUCUCAGCAGCCUGAAACUACUACAUUACACAGCCGAGGGAUUCAGAUCUUUCUUGUAGGAUUUAUCCCCCGUUGGAUCACGGGAUUUCUUUUUGUUGCUAUCCCAGCGUCUUUUUCUUUUAAUUCUACGGAGACUGUUUUUUUUUUCUUUUAAGAGGUGGAGGGGGGGGUACCAAACUGGCGAGAGGCGAGCAUGGAGUAUUUCAUGGUACCAGCUCAGAAGGUGCCCUCCUUGCAACAUUUCAGGAAAACGGAGAAAGAAGUGAUUGGAGGUCUUUGUAGUCUGGCCAACAUUCCUCUGACCCCAGAAACAGCCCGGGACCAAGAGAGGCGAAUUCGCAGAGAGAUUGCCAACAGCAACGAGCGUCGGCGUAUGCAGAGCAUCAAUGCUGGAUUCCAGUCACUUAAAACACUCAUCCCACACAGCGAUGGAGAGAAGCUCAGUAAGGCUGCCAUCCUACAACAAACAGCAGAGUACAUUUUUACUUUGGAGCAGGAGAAGACGCGGCUAUUGCAGCAGAACAGUCAGCUCAAACGAAUCAUACAAGAGUUAAGUGGUUCCUCCCCUAAGAGGAGGCGUGCUGAGGAGAAAGAUGAAGGGAUUGGCUCACCAGACAUCCUGGAGGAGGAGAAGACUGAGGACUUGAGGAGGGAGAUGAUUGAGUUAAGGCAGCAGCUGGAGAAGGAGCGCUCGGUCAGGAUGAUGCUGGAAGAUCAGAUGCGUUCCCUCGAUGCUCAGAUGUACCCAGACAAACUGAAGGUGAUUGCCCAGCAGGUCCAGGAUCAGCAGGCCCAAACACAGAGCCUUGUUAGUCUGCAGCAGCACAAGCAGCUGGAGAGGGACCUUUCUUCAGCCCACAGCCCACAGGUGAUGGCACCGGCUACCCCCCCUGCACCUACCCACCACGCCACGGUCAUUGUCCCCGCACCUGUCCAGCCUCCCCUGCCCCAUCACGUCACCGUGGUAACAAUGGGCCCGGCAUCAGUUAUAAAUACAGUAUCCACAUCUCGACAGAACCUGGACACCAUUGUUCAAGCGAUCCAGCACAUCGAGGGCACCCAGGGAAAGGGUGGCGCUGGCGAGGAAGAGCAGCGGAGAGCGGUCAUCGUCACUUCAGGUCGCGUCCUCUCUGACGCGGCAGGCUCAGACACGGCCUCAAACAGUGACGGGCCUGACGACUGUUCACUGCCCUGAGUUUCAUCCCUGACGUGUCGCACGCCACGCACUACACACACACACACACACACACACACACACACACACACACACACACACACUUAGACACACAAAGGCCCAAGCAGACCAGGGCUACAGGAGGCUACAGAGCCACAGCACUCUUGUUCAAUGGACAUUAAUAGGGCUGGUAGACAAACUGAAGCACUCGUUUUUUUGUUGUUUUUUUCUUUUCAGUACACACUCUUACAUGUUGUACCGUGAUAGGCAGCCGGAAUAGGUUUACACUUAGACACUCAUACAUGCAGUCUCUUCUGCAUCUUUUCUCUGCUUAUCUCUAGCCCCCUGCUUUCCCACUCACUCUCACACACAAACUCAUGUCUGUUCAUUAACCUAAAAGGUUAUUAGAACGACUACUUCACUGACUCAUGUAAAUGCUCCCUCAUACUGGAUACUAGAAUUUCGAAUGUCUGCUAAACAUCACCUUUAAUCACUGGAGCUGUUCUUUAUUUGGCCCUGGAGCCAUGUGACUGAUCCACCGAAAUGGGAGACAAAGUCAAUGAAGAGCCAAGCAGUGUGGCGUCAUCGCCACCCAACACCGGAGCAUUUGUUUGUUUAAGAUGAACAUCCUUUAAACCUCCUUCUCUGAUCUGGUUGGAGAGACACUGUGAGCUAACAAGACUGUCUCAAAGUUCCACCUUUUAGGCUUCUGGAUGAAAUGUUAUUUUACUCUUGUGAAGUCUACUUUUUCAUGUUCUGUUUCUCUAAGGCUCCCUCAGCCAGCAAGUUAAAACGAUUGUACUUGGGGAAAAAAAGGCUGUUUUCAUGGCUGACUGAUGCUCACAGGAGAUGAAGCGAAGCUCUGGAGCAGAGAGUGUGCUUACUGGUUCACAAAUCUUUCUUUUUUGUUUGUUUGUUGCCAUUUUUACUGGGCUGGGUUCCCAGUAAUCCCACAUGUGUAUUUGGCAUGUUCUUGUUUUUACUCAUGGCCUGACAAAAAAAAAAAAAAAAUCAGUGCUUUGACAUUUCUUGACACCCGCCCCUCUUGAAUAUAAAAGCACCUGGCUUUUUAAAUAAGCUAAUCUGUGGACACUCUUGGAGUGAUUUCCACUGUGUGUGUGUGUGUGUGUGUGUGUGUGUGUGUGUGUGUGUGUGUGUGUGUGUGUGUGUGUGUGUGUGUGUGUGUGUGUGUGUGUGUGUGUGUGUGUGUGUGCCCUUUUAGCGUUUUGAAUCAGCAAGGCUCAGCGGUGUCCCAGACUCUGGCAGUCUGCAGCAGCACCACUUUGGCCUUGAGACUGAGGCACACGUGUAUGUGCGCACAGCACUCACAAAUACAACUGACAUACAAUCACUUGUUUGCUCAAUCUUAAGGGCUAGUUAGCUGAUAGCCCAUAGCAGUGUAGUGUCUUGUGCAAAUGUUGGGACAUCUAUCAAAGCAGAGUAGACUUCAAGUACAAGGAAAAUGCCCAGUGAAAUUGUCUGUAUGUGCCAUGGAGAGGACUGGGUUGACCAUACAUGCUCUAUGCAUUUCCUUACAUACGUCAUUUGUCCUUUAGUGCGCUUUUUGUCUAGCGUCCCAUGCUAUUUACACGUUUCUGCUAAGAUCAUACUUUAAUUGUGCUUUUGUUUUGCCUGGAAUUGUUGGUUGACGGACAUUAAGACAUGUAGCUGAGGGAGGCAGUAGCUCGCCUUACUAAUAGCCCGUGGGUGCAGGGAAGCACUGUGAAGCCAGCCUUAACACAGCCCUAGGGUCUAUGAGACGUACCUGAACACUUGAUCUGGGCUGUUCGGUGGCCACUGGAAUCCUUCGAAACAGACUUGUAAACACCCGGGGUGUGUUAGAAUAUACUGUAUAUUCCCAGUUAUUUUGUCUGUUAUGUUCUGUUAUGUCACGUUUGCCUCAAAGACGAACAGGUUGCCGGUAUAUUAAUUACAAGCACUCCUGAUGUCCCCCCCCCCUAAGAUUUACAUGUAGAUUUGCAACUGUUUUGGCCCCUUUGUGUGCACUAUUAAAGCCAGAUGUGUGUGUGUGUGUGAGGGGGGGAAAUAUCCACAAUGAAAUGUUGACAUUCCAUAAAAUGUUCAAAAGUUAAACCUGGUAUAUUUAGAAAUUCUAGUUACAUUUAGGGCUUUUGACACAUCACUGCUAUUUUAUGAUUGCGUUUAGGGACAAACUCAUUAUUAGAAUCCCCUGCAUCAAUGCAUAGAUGGAGCUUUGAACUGCUGGACAGAUAAGUGUUCAAUCGAACACACCUCAUCUAUCAUGAUUCAUGUCAUGGAACUGCCCUUUAAAAAAAUUAUUGAUGUCAGCUGCACUGAAAUAAGUGACGCGUCUGUCAAAUUAAAUCAUGGGACGUUUUUCCAGUACUUAUCACUAUAGGAAAGGGGAAUUCCUGGAUAUUGAAAACGUGGGUUGCAAGCUCUGCUUUUUGUAGAUCCCUUGCUUUUUCCUUUGAGUAUCUGCAUUUGAUAGUUUUCUGCUGAAUCCCAGAAUUGCCAUCUGUUUUACACUAUUCUGUGUGUUUAGAAAAUGUUACGUGGACAUAUCAGAUUGUCAGAUGAGCGGGGUGGGCCUGGGGAUCAUUAAUGGGGUCAAGAUUACAAAGCACUUACUGUACUAUACUGGAGUCUGCCUCUUUCUUCUGUAUAAAGGGGCAUCUCCUCAGCUGAAGCUCUUGAGGUUAUGAGUAAAAACCGCACAGCUGUGUAUCCCCCUUUCCCUCCAUGUCCAGUCCUCCUACAUCUUGUCCCGUUUGCCCGUCACAUCUUCUUUGUUUAUUUGCAAAUUCUUUUAUGCUGUCUUUGUUUUAUUGUCAGUAUCUCUUGUCUCCCUUUACAUUUUUCAGCUCCCUCUUCUCCCUCUCCUUUUGUCUGUUCUCUGUAACUUUUAUUUUGUUAGACCUGUCAAUGAAUAUGGUCAUCAAGAAGCUAUUUUGUUUUUGUUGUUGUUGUUGUUGUUGUUGUUGUUUUUUAAGAGAAAUGUUUUGGGGAUAAAGAGGCUUGUGCCUUUGUAAAGACAGAAUAAUAAAGUUUGUACUUUGUUUUGUA